AUGGAAACUGUGUUGGAUCAAGCUACUAUCAUUUGUUCUCACUGUGAUCGAGCUAUUCCUGUUGCAAAUGUUGACUUGCAUAAUGCUCAUUGUUCAAGGAACCUUCAAAAGUGCAAAGUUUGUGGUGAUAUGAUUGCCAAAAAGAAUGCUGAGGAUCACUAUUUAACAACUCAUGCACCAGUUUCUUGUUCAUUGUGCAGUGAGACAAUGGAUCGUGAUAUUAUUAAUAUCCAUGAAGGUGAAAAAUGCCCUAAAAGGAUUGUCACUUGUGACUUCUGUGAAUUCCCAUUGCCAGCAGUUGAUCUAGCUGAGCAUCAGGAAGUAUGCGGAAAUCGAACAGAACUGUGCCACCUUUGUAACAAAUAUGUUAGACUUCGUGAAAGAUGCAAUCAUGAAGCCAGUUGCAAUGGCAUCAUUCAAGAUAUAGCUAUCGGCUCUUCAAGGAAUAUGAUGCAAGCUGAAAGAAACGAACGUGUUCAACGAAGGCAGCGGCGGCGGCCGCAGAAUGACUUCUCAACUAAACGUCUUCUUUUCUCAAUAGCCAUCACUGGCAUUGCUGUUAUGCUUGGAUCUUUUUACCUACAGAGAAAGGCAGAUUCAAGUGAGGUGCAUUAG
Molecule: messenger RNA, 615 nt
Organism: Vicia faba (fava bean)
Lineage: Eukaryota; Viridiplantae; Streptophyta; Magnoliopsida; Fabales; Fabaceae
Source: the annotation of a GenBank genome assembly